CGCCGCCAUUACGGUACAACGAGUCGCUCGCAAAGGUUGGUUGCGUGAAAAGUGAAACAAGUUAAGAAAACGGCAGACAAAAUCGGAUAAAACGUACGGCGAAGGCUUGCCAAAGCUAAUGUGCUGCGCUGAUUUUGCGGAACCGGUGACGAAAGAAGAACAGAAGUGAAGCGGGGCGGGGGAGCGAAGAGUGAACGACACACGUUCAACUUCUCCGCACAUACUAUACACACAUACACACACACGAACACCCCUUCUGGCUAUCUAAGUACACUCCCAUCCCAGAGCGGGGAAGUGUAUGUUCAUUAGGUAGGUUGGACAACCCGGCAACCGAAAGGAUACUGCAUCUGCAUCCGAAGCGAAGGAAAGUACAGCGGACAGAGGGUCAGGAGCAACGCGCAGACCACUAAAGGUGCGGUAGGAUGGCACAGGCCACGGCUACUACUACCGGUUCCCGGCAGCAGUCGGAUGCGGGAGACGAGCUGGUGCCUACAACGCCCACGGACGAUGAGAAUUUGUUCAUCAAUCCAACGGACGGUCUGCCGAACGAGCAUCCGGCCCUACCGAGUGCGUAUGAUUCCGACAGCGAGUCGAACCCUGUUGCGGACGACGAUCUGCUGGACGAUCUGCCCACGUCGAUCAUCGUGACCAACAUCCACUCGGAGGUGUUUGCCGAUGAUGCGCUAAAGGCCAGCCUGGAGGAUCUGUUUCGCACGUUUUCCGAAAACACCACCUUCCAGUGGCUGAAGAGUUUUCGACGGUUGCGCGUCAACUACGACAGUGCGCUGGCGGCGGCAAAUGCGCGCAUUCGGUUGCAUCAGUACCCUUUCGGCAAGUCCGUGAUUAACUGCUAUUUGGCCCAACCGGUGACGCCGGUUUCGAACACAAACCUUAAACCGCCCGCACCCGUCAAGCAGUUCCUUAUAUCGCCGCCUGCGUCACCACCGGCCGGCUGGGAACCGGCCGAGGAGGGUGAACCGCUCGUUAACCAUGACCUGUUGGCAGCCUUGGCCAGUCUAACGCCGGGCGAAAGUCACGAAAUUCACGCCCAAUCUGAGCACCAUCCGGGUAUCAUUCUGCACACGGCAGCCGAGCAGCUGGAAGCUGCGGCAGCAGCCGCCGCAGAUGGCGCAGAUGACGAUGAAACGGGCGCUAAAUCUUCUAGCAUGGGCAGCAGCUUCGAAGACGAUGAUCCGGACAAAGAGAACGCACCGGUCGUUGGAGCGAACGCGCGCAAACCACGCAUCAUGCAAACACGCUGCCCAGAACGUAAAAGUUCCACCUAGAUCGGUUAGAUUGAUCGCGAUCGUUCGAUCGAAGGGAAUGUCAACGUUUCUUCAUACCCGAUGUGAAACAAUUGAGAGAAUUUGUCGCAAUUACGAACGUGAGAGAAACCCUCCUUCGUGCUAUAUAGGUGGAUUUAGCAGAUAUUGUUGGGCUUUAUUGUAGAAAAUGGAAUGAGAUUAUGUAAAAAGUA
Messenger RNA from Anopheles funestus (African malaria mosquito), 1477 nucleotides. RefSeq names its product protein sarah (gene sra). The record is from RefSeq and is a predicted model, not a curated record. Gene Ontology annotation, cellular component: cytoplasm; nucleus. The coding region runs from base 423 to 1286 and encodes 287 amino acids. The transcript is spliced from 2 exons. NCBI's taxonomy places the organism in Eukaryota, Metazoa, Arthropoda, Insecta, Diptera, Culicidae. Gene Ontology annotation, molecular function: calcium-dependent protein serine/threonine phosphatase regulator activity; nucleic acid binding. Gene Ontology annotation, biological process: calcium-mediated signaling.